AUGAAUUUCCUGUCUUUUAAUAUUCGCGGUAUUGGGGGUUCGGAGAAGCCGGGUUGGGUGAAGAGUUUGAAAGUGAAGCACGGUAUCAAUUUUUUAGCACUUCAGGAAACAAAGAAGGAUGCGGUUGCUGUGUCGGAUCUUGUCGGGUUUUGGGGUAAUAAGAAUUUUGGGAUGGAUAGUGUGGGAUCGGUAGGUUUAUCGGGUGGUCUCGCUUGUUUAUGGGAUUCGUCUCUUUUUUGUCAGUCUGGUGGAACUAAGAAUAGGAAUUAUCUUCAUGGGGUUCUUGCUAAGAAGGAGUUGUGGGAUAAUCUUGUUCAUCUGAUUGAUAGUCACGACGGGGCAUGGGUGGUGUUGGGAGAUUUUAAUGCCGUGCGUUUUAGAGAGGAAAAAAGGAAUUGCUCGUUUAAGCAGACUUGUGCUAAUAACUUUAAUUCUUUUAUCUUGGAGGCUGGGUUGUUGGAAUAUAAUAUGCUCGGGAGAAGGUUUACUUAUUGCUCGGCUAGUGGGAGAAAAAUGAGUAAACUUGACAGAUUUCUAGUGAAUCAUAGUUUUUUUAAUGAAUGGCCCGAAGCGAGAGUAGAGGUCUUGCCUGGAUUCCUGUCGGACCAUUAUCCGAUAAUUUUAUGUUCGGUUGCUAAUAAUUUUGGUCCGAAGCCAUUUCGUAUUUUUGACUCAUGGAUUGGUUUGGCUGGUUUUGAGGAUGUGGUUGUUGGGGUGCUCAAUGGAGGAGAGGUUGAAAGUGGUCCUCCGGAUGUGGUUCUAUCGCGAAAGCUAGGGAUCCUUAGACUAAAAUUGAAGGAGUGGAGGGACGAUAUGCUAUUGAAAAACUCCGAGGUUACGAGGACAGCAUUGUCGGAUCUCGAAUCUUUGGAGGCUAUUUUGGAUACUAUAGAUUUGACGGAGGAGGAGGAAUGGAUUCUAUUGGAAAGUAAAAAGGUCCUUAAGGAAGAAGAAGAUAGAAAAAGCAGAGAUUUAAAACAAAGGUCCAGAGUUAGGUGGGCUAAGCACGGAGAUGAGAAUUCAAAGUUUUUUCAUUCAAUGGUUAAUUGUAGGAAAGCGUAG
This is a messenger RNA of Helianthus annuus (common sunflower), 1062 nucleotides long. RefSeq lists its product as uncharacterized. The record is from RefSeq and is a predicted model, not a curated record. The transcript has 2 exons. Bases 1 to 1062 code for a protein of 353 amino acids. Gene Ontology annotation, molecular function: catalytic activity. NCBI's taxonomy places the organism in Eukaryota, Viridiplantae, Streptophyta, Magnoliopsida, Asterales, Asteraceae.